AUGGCGCCCAUAAGGACAGGUCCUGGGCCCAGCGCAGACAACACUCCGAGCCAGUCGUCGUCUUGGAAUACGACGGCGAACGGAUCCUUGUCCCACGACCUGGUCCCGGUAGUACCUUCCAAGCUUGCGCAGAGGCAUUUUGCUGAGCUUAAAACAUGGACGCCGGAGCGGUUUGAGUUCAGGACGAAUGAACUCCGGGCGUGUGCUGGUGAAUGGACCAAAAUAUCUGAAGCUUCCUUGGCGACGGUUCUUCCGCUUGUCAACGUCCUGAGGGUUACUAAAGCUCGUCACUCGACCCAGAUGAUCCAGAUCAAUGUCGAGGUUCGGUCUGAGGUCUGCGACGAGCCAACGGGUCAGAGAGUGACCGUCAAAGUCAAGCCUGAUAGCAAAAUAGGAAUUCUCCACGAUGCUAUCGAAAAGGUUCUCGGUAUAGCCCGCGACGCACAGCGCCUGCUGUACGGUGGAAGAAGGGUCGAUAUAACAAGUGGCACUUUCGCGGACUACGGCAUCAAGUCGGGCGAUACCAUUAUCGUCUACAAUGUCCUGCGAGGAGGGAAGCCGGUCAUAUAUCUCUUCUCUCCCGUGGAAAGAGAGGUCUCCGUCAAGCUCUCGCUCGUCCCCCAAUGGGAAUUCUCAGCUAUAUACCCCGUGGUGCCAGUGAAGACUGCGAGUGCGGGUUCAGGCCAAGAAAUCGAAUGGACUGUCACAACGUCAGCUGACGGAUCGCUCAAGGAACGAACGACAGGAUUGGAAGUCGCCUACCUAUUCUGGGAAGCAGAGACGACCCGUGUUGCGCCCCUGUCACCUCCUCCCACACCGACGAUCGCUGCUACGGAUCCGGGCGAUGGUCCCUUGCAGGAGGUAUUCGUACCAAAUGAUGCGCAUUUGUGUAGUGAAAAUUCGGUGGUUGUCGAGACGAGCAAGGUGACGCCGUAUCUGGAUGGUGCGCUGAAGGCCCUCGGGCUUCACACAGAAGCGCGCACUUCGUUCAUCACCUACUGGCUUCCAGCAAUUCUGAAGCACGAAUACGUCGCGUUGCGGUUCUUACCCCAGUCGGCUUACGAAAGAGCGGCUCCUCUCGACAUUACGCCAGCCCCUGACGUUGUCCUUCGCAUAUUUAUGCUCUUCAAGGGCGUCGAUCAAGGCGAACUUGAAGAAGAUUGGAAACAGGCUGCAUACCGAGCCACUGAACCGGUGGGGCGAUGGGUUCAGGUUGUCGGUGUUGAUGUGCCCAAGGCCACCGAUCCUCAAUCGUUUCGGGUGGUUGAAUGGGGAGGAAUGGAAAUCCAUCGUUGA
Coprinopsis cinerea okayama7#130 is the source of this 1296-nucleotide messenger RNA. RefSeq lists its product as hypothetical. The transcript has 5 exons. Bases 1 to 1296 code for a protein of 431 amino acids. The record is from RefSeq and is a predicted model, not a curated record. Gene Ontology annotation, molecular function: protein binding. NCBI's taxonomy places the organism in Eukaryota, Fungi, Basidiomycota, Agaricomycetes, Agaricales, Psathyrellaceae.